AUGAAAUCCAUUACCGGAACCUCACCUGAGCUACCUGAGAUGAAUCGAUUGAUUUUGAAGGAUUUUGACGUCAUUGGCGCUAUCAAUCAAAUGACCAUCAAUGAUCCACACCUGAAAAGGCCACUUGAUCAAGUGAGAAGAGAGUCGCUCUUCAAAGCCCUGAGCCUACUGCUCAAAAGCGAAGCCUCGGAUGACUCAACUGUUGCUACUUUGUCACAAUUUUGUCGAUACCGUCAUGUCGUUGAUCCCAGAGACGAACGUCUUGAAACUGUAGUGAGCCCUGAACAGCAUUUUUCUCAAUCUACCUCAGUCACAACGGUUCGCCAACCCCCAAGCGACACCCAGAGAAAUACACAGCAGAUUGAUGAGGGGCACGUCGAGUCGGGAGUGAGCUUUGAAUCAUCUUCGUCCCAGUCUCCUUCAUCCCUGCCGGGCUACCAAUCGGCAAGCGGUACCCAGGGAAAUACAGAACAGACCGAUGAGAGGCACAUCGAUUCUGGAGUGAGCUUUGAAUCAUCUUCAUCUCAAUCCACUGCAGCCCUGCCAGGCUAUCAAUCAGCAAGCGGUAUCGAGGAGGAUACAGAGCAGACUGAUGAGAGGCACAUCGAUUCUGGAGCGAGCUUUGAGUCAUCUUCCUCCCAACCUACUUCAUCCCUGCCAGACUACCAACCGCAAAACAUUCUUCGGUGGACUGAGCAGCCUGGUGGAGAACACGCUUAUACAAGUUACUUGAAAGAGUUCGGUGAUUCCGAGGGCUUCUUGCCAACCUACACGUCGACUAAAUUAUCCCACUAUCCUUCGCGGUGGAGAGUUGUUGCCCAAUAUAGAGGGUUCAGUUCUUUUGGGGAAGCAAUUUCCAUAAGAGCUGCAAAGCAUUUAGCCUCAAAGGAUCUAUGGAUGCAAUUGCAUGGAGGAUAG
Molecule: messenger RNA, 918 nt
Organism: Penicillium coprophilum
Lineage: Eukaryota; Fungi; Ascomycota; Eurotiomycetes; Eurotiales; Aspergillaceae
Exons: 2
Coding region: 1-918 (305 amino acids)
Source: RefSeq, a predicted model, not a curated record